AGCGUAUGAAGAUUGUAGUGCGUGCAUUAUGGCGACUAACCAAGGAAUUCACAAUGGCCGAAGAAAAUAACAGAUAUAUCCAUACACACAGCAAAAUGAAGACUGGAGAUAGUGUUUACCAUUCCUAGUUGGAUAUCGUUUGUUUCGAAAUCAAAAGAACUCCAUGUUAACCCAGUUUGUGACAUACACAAGCGGGAUGGUUUGACGGUCAUGACAUAUUUUGACAGGUUGUUUCGUGGAACUGGUUUAUUUUGUCGUGUUUCAGGGUUACUUCACGUUCAUUUAACAAACGGUUAAGUUAUUUAAGAGGACCAUUACAUUGUCUUACCAUCUACUCAUAUAAUAUCCGUGUUUAACUGUCAUUUACACAUACAAACAUCGUUUUAUAGACAUACCCUUCAGUUCAUAAUAUCGGCAGCCAUCUUGUUGUUAUUAUACCGUAAACGUCACGUAACCGAUUUAUUAGAUACUAGUCAGUAAGCCUUGGAACAUUAUAAUCUACAUUUUUAAUUGUUGAUUAAUAAUUUACAAACAGUGCCUGUUGUGUAAUAAAUAGCCUUCCUGUAAAGCCAAAGCUGUAUACACAAGCUUUAUAUUUGUGAACUAAAGUCUACAUGUACCAUUGGUGCGAGAAGGAUCAUGGAAAAGUAUGAGAAACUCACCAAAAUUGGGGAGGGUUCUUAUGGCGUGGUGUUCAAAUGCCGAAAUAAAGAGUCAGGCAUGACUGUGGCCAUCAAAAGAUUCGUGGAAUCGGAAGAGGACCCACUUAUUAAGAAGAUAGCAAUGCGAGAAAUCAGAAUGUUAAAGCAACUGAAACAUCCUAAUCUUGUAAAUCUGAUAGAGGUAUUCAGAAGAAAGAAACGUCUACAUCUAGUGUUUGAGUAUGUUGAUCACACGGUGCUACAUGAGCUUGAGAGAUCCCCCAGGGGCGUGAAUGAGGAUCUGGUAAAAAAGAUCGUAAGCCAGACUUUAGAAGCAGUCAAUUUCUGUCACAUUCGAAAUUGUAUACACAGAGAUGUCAAACCAGAAAACAUCUUGCUGUCUAUAGAAAAUAAAGUGAAACUGUGUGAUUUUGGCUUCGCUAGAGUUCUAACGGGACCAUCAGAUGAGUACACAGACUAUGUAGCAACAAGAUGGUACAGAGCCCCAGAACUUCUUGUAGGGGAUCCCAAAUACGGACCUCCCGUGGACGUGUGGGCCAUCGGCUGUGUUUUUGCCGAGCUACUCUCAGGACAGGCACUAUGGCCAGGAAAAUCAGAUCUAGACCAAAUCUUCCAGAUUAAAAAGACACUAGGGGACUUAAUAGCUUCACAAAAGUCUGCAUUUUCUUCAAAUAUAUUUUUCCAAGGACUGGAAAUUCCUAAUGUAGAGCCAGAGCAUUAUGUGCCCUUGGAAUUAAAAUUCCACAAGGUUUCUCCGAAUGCUCUUGAUUUCAUGAAGAAUUGUUUGAGGAUGGACCCUGCAGAUCGUAUGACAUGUGAGGAGCUGCUUAAACAUCCAUACAUGGGCGGUAUGACGUCGCUCCUUGACACCAGCCAACGAAAGAACGAGCGCAAGAAGCAGGUAUCUCGGACGAGCAAUCAUCAUGUGCCGUACUUUAGAAAUAAGAAAUGGAAACCCACAAAGGGGAAGGAUAACGAGUACUACAGGGAUGGUCAGGCGGACCAGCCUCCCUUGAAACCCUUCCGAUUAAGAGAGGAAGACACGCUGAAAGAAUGUGAGAAAUGGAAGUCUUCAUGGAAGGGGAAAGACGCCGAGUCUCAUAAAGAGACUGAGCAUUGGAAACAGUCCCGGCCUCGAGAAGAUGAUAUUCAAGGAGAUGUGGAGCGUCAUAUUUAUAAACCGGUACAUCGAUGGAAGCCCAUGAAGGUCAAAGACAAUGACUACCACAAAGAUAUGGAGAUCACUGGUAAGCCAGUCAAAUGGAAGGAGACAGAUAUACUUAAGGAGUCGGAGCCAUGGAAACAGGCCCGAAGCCGAGACAAUGAAACCCAGAAUGAUCAUGAGACAUGGAAACCAUCCAGAAACAGAGAUGAUGACACACAGUCACGAGAUAUAGAGUUGUCAUGGAAACCAGCAAAAAUUAAGGAGGGAGAAUUAAAGGAGCCUGAGACAAACUACAACAUGUUGCCGGUUCUGAACGCAACCAACAACACGUCUACCUCCCCUGCCCCAAAGGGGUACGUGGGGAAGAAAAACCCCAUCCACGACCAUCACCCUUCGAAGCAGGGUCACGACCACCACCACCACCACCUGCCGAACAUCUGACUUUACGGCCAAGGGGUAAUGCGUCAUGACAACUAAAUGUUAGUUGUCAUGACACAGAAUCCUGGAGGCCAAUCUUUUCAUUGUGUCGGGAGCAAUGGACAUGUUGUGUGCCUUUCACACCCUGUCUACUGCUUCUCACUCACACCUGUCAAAUGUCGUUAGACAGACCAUAAGCAAGGUUUACCCCGCAUCAACCAUGGUUUGCCCAAACAUGUAACUAUAUAUUGAAUUUUCCAUACACUCAAAUUGCUAGACUGGGGAAUUAAAUACGGUUGUAAAGAAUUUAAUUUUUAGCUCACCUGGACUGUUUUGUCAUGAUUUCUGAAAUAUCCAGGUGAGUGAUGCAGACCCCUUGAGCCUUUUGUUAAUUAACUAAAUAGGUAUGAUUUUUUUUGUUUAAUUAGACGAAAUGACAAAUUUUUAUUUAGGCUUUAAACAGAUAAAAAAAUAACAUGAUACCAGACAUUAAAAAGGCUGUUGUACAAUAUUUGAAUGUUAAUACAUUAGAAUCUCAUUAUGGAAAAUCUAUACUUGUUUCUCAAACCAUGGUUAAACAUUAAGAUUCAUUAUGGGCAAUUGCUAGAGGUAGAAAGGGCAUGUGUUUGUGUGAUUUUUCAGUCCCUGGUUAGUCUUGAUUAUCUUAAUUGAUUAACAGAUUUAAUCCUCACCAGUACAUACUAAUGUAACUGAUCUUAUUGUCAUUAGGGUUGGUAUGUAUGGUUUUAAUGCGUCUCGGUUGUUUUUUGUUGUUUUCACGUGACAUUUUUCAGUAACUGGGGUGGUUUAGUUUUUGUUUUGUCCUUAAUUGUUAGUUGGAUAGGCUUUAUAGUAUGGUAGAUGCUAUUGCUGAGAGAUUUGUGCGAGAGUGGGAUUGGAUUACAUAUGGUAGCAUUUUAAUCCACAAUGAGAGCUGAUGCGGGGAACCUACGAGAAUAUUUGUGUAUGCUUGCACUUAGAUAUAUCUGUUUUUUUGUCCUUUGUUCUCUGAUUAUAUCUCUAUAAGUAUAGCUAUUAGAAAAGUAUUUCAUAAUUUAAAUGGAUGAGAGUUUUUUUUCCCAAAUAUAUAUAUAUAUACAUACGUGAUCAAACUAUGUAAUUGGCUGGCAUAUUACAUAAUUCCAUCUUGGACACUUAAUUACUAUUUUGUUACAUGAAAAAUAAAAAAUAAACCAUUUAGCAAUAAAUUUAAAUACUGGUAUUAAUUGCCAUUGUGAAGAAUUUUUUCCUUUAUGAAGUGAUGAAUUAUUAUAAUACUUGUUUAUAUGAAAUUUUAAAGAAUAUUUCAGAAAAAAUACAAUGUAAAAAAAAAUAAGCCAGUCAAUUAAGUUAUGUAAAUGUGAUAUCCCCCUCCCCCAAUUAAAAUAAGAAUUUUUUUACAUAUAUAUCUUUGUUAUUUCUACAGAUCUGCCAUAAAAAGAACUUGCUAUUUUUUUCCACAGAGAAAUGCCAAGUUAUUGUAUUAUCUGUCUUGCGUAUAUGCUGUAGUGUAAGAGUUCGAUAGGAGCUCUCUUGUUUUGUGGCAUCAAGAGUGGAGGCACAUUAACAUGUGAAUGUAGAAUUCAAAAUUUAGCGCACAUCUGCUAAUACCCAGAAAAUUACAAGUUAUCAUAAAGAAUGCAUAUGAUAAAUUGUCCAAUUUCAUGACAAAGGAAAAACAAUUUUCGACUUUUAUUUUUGAAAUUUAUUAAAUAGAAUUACCUAGGUAUGAAAUUGUUUCCAGCGCAAGAAAUAUCCCUGUUACCAAAGUAAAAUAAGUAAGAUUUAUGUACACAAAGACGGUUUAUCUUUAACUAUGUGUUUGCUUUGUUCAUGCCAUUUCUUUUGCCUGUGUGUAGCUAGCAAUGUACUUAACAAGAAAUUCAAUUGUGUUUGUCUGGGCACCUCUCCAGAGUUUGUAUAUAUAUGCCUGAACACUCCUUGUCACUCCGUUGCUUCCGAAUAGCCUCUGAAAAUUUGCCUCCGAAAUUGUACAUUUGACCAUUGAAUUACAAUGUUGAGGUCAUGUAACAUUGUAGUUUCUGGAUUUUUUUUAAUUGUUAUAUUUUUGUGUUACACAAAAGUACCUCCCAUCAUAUAUUUGUUGGCAAUCAGGAAUACGACUUGACAUUUAUCUAAAAGCCAUGCCUGGUAUUGUGUAAAAUGUUAAGGCUCGAAAUUUGAUGAUCUACAUUAGAUCAGGGUCACAUCACUCAUCUAUUAAGAAUCAAAUGUUGAUUUAUUUUCAUUCCAAAAUAAUCCUCUGAAUUGUAGUUUUACAACAUAAGAAUGGUGACCUUGUAAACUGACAUGUAUUGUGACAUUGGAGUGUUUUAUCUGUCUCAGGUAAGGGUUAAAAUAUUGAUGGGAAACAUGGGUUCCUGUGGGACAAAGCAUGAAAGCUUUUCUCGCAUUUAACAAGUCAUAGUGCUUCUUUUGAGCGAAAUUUAAAAGAAAUGUUGUUAUUGAUCCAAGUCAUGCUUAUGAGUUUUGUGGAACAGAGAGAACUCUCUGAUAUAUAUUACACUGGAACAUUGAUUGUGAUGUCUUCAAAAUGAAAAAAAAAAAGUAUUAAUAAGCCAUGAUCCUCUGCCAGAUUCUUUGAUAUAUAUGUGAAUAUGGUUUGUGGAGCCUGAUAUUUUGUCAGUUGGACAAGGUUUUGUGAUCCUUGUGUUUAAAUAUGUACGAAUCAUGUUGAAAUAGUUAUAUUAUGUUAAAGCUUUAAAAUGUAUCUUUGACUAUAUAUGAUAUAAGGACAUUAGGUAGAGCGAUGCCAUCUUGUGUCACAUGUUUGUUUUGUGUACCACAUGUUGUAAAAGAAUAUUUUGGUCUUGCAAGUCAUCAUGCAACAAGUUGGUAUAUGUAUAUACUUAAUGUAUAUUUUAUGUUGAUCAAUUUAGUUGUGCUAAUUCACAUUUCGCAUGAUUUUCUGAUUGAUGUCUUUUUUUCCUUUUUGAUAAGAUAGGUUAGAAUUAAAUGAAUAUUUUAUUAAUGAAUUAACCGGUAGUUUAGGAUGUAAUUAGUAACCAUUAUUUAGUCUCCAUCAUGGCAUUUUACAUUCUUUUGAAGUACAUGACUUAAAUAAAUGAACAUAAUGGGAAAAUAUUUUCAAAAAAGCUUUAUUUUGUGCAAAAAUAGUCACAUCUUAAAUAGUUUUUAUCAUAGCUUUUCAUUGAAGAUUAUUUGAAGUUUGAUUUGAAAUGGAACAUUAAAAAAUCUCUUUUUUUCCCCACUCUCUAUAAUCACUCAUAAAUGUUGAGUUGUUUGUUGCAACAUCUUUUAUAUAAAUACAUCAUGAUAAAUUAUUACAUCUGGACUUUAUUUUAUGAUAUCUAUAUUAAUGCAAAAUAUAAAAUUAAUAUUUUAAGUGACAUUUUCUCACUUGUAACACGAUAUGUUGAUUAAUGCAGAAUGUUGCAGUGACCGGCAAAAAAGGUGUCACAGGGAACUGAGUGAUAAAACUGUUGGAUUUUGUUGUAUUUUACUAAAUUACUGAUAAUCAAAAUGGUUUUUACCUGUUGCAUUUUAUGUCUGAUUGGUGGACAGUAGUUUUAUUUGUUGUUUCUGUGUUAUAUGUGGUGAUGUCUAUUAUCCUUGGAAAACAAAGUCUUAUCCUACCUUUUUUCCUUCUUUGAUUUCUACCAACAGGACAACCAUGUAUUCAUGUGCCUUGAAUGUGCCUAUUCCAGCACUUGGUCAAAUUUUAACGGCUGGUAUGUAAUUGUCAUUUAGUGAAUUCAACAUUUAGAUAGAAGAAAGGGAAAAAAUUGCUUUGAUGUUAGAUAGAUCAGAAUCUGUGUUGACUAUAUGUUUGUAACUUAUGAUAAUGAAUCAAUUCAGAUUUGAUGAUUAUCAAUUAAGAUCAUGUUACUUAAACGAGCCGUACAAGUUGAUUAUAUUUCUAAAUUAUGGUGAUUUCUACACUCAUUUGUGCUUUUCCAAGAAUUAUCAUUCCGUCCUAACAAUCAUUAGAGCAUAUUGAACAUUUAAAUUUGGUUACGGGAACAAAGGUUGUCUAAAAUAGGAUUUGCCUUUUGUUACAUUUGAUUCACACAUUUGUCACCUAUAGGUAAAAAGGCGAGCCAGUGUGGUACCGCACUGUGGGACCUGAAAAGUUUGUGUUGAUUCUCACAGAAAGUGUAGAUUCAUUCAGUAGAGAAGUCAAAAUAAGUUUAUGUUAUUCAUUUAUUCAUCUCAUAAUAAAUUAACAGUAGAAGGGACGCUGUGUUUUAACCAGACCCCUUCAUGUCUCCACAUAUAGCAAAUUGUGUUAUACAAUGGCUCAUGAUUGUAAAUCCUCAAGUCCUUGGACUUUUUUUUUUGUUAGAAACUUCAAUAUUAUAAACUGCUUUAUUUAUUAACAAUAUUCAUAAUCCUAUGCAGUAAUGAUUUAUGGCUCAGUAAAUAUCUGCAUAUCAUAAUUAAUAGUUGUCUUGCAUGUUUUAAGCUUAGCAUAAAUUUACAAAACAGAUUUGAUUUAAUAAUUCUUCUAAAUUUUUAUCAAUGAAUUUUAUAAAGCUUUUUAAAAAACUUUGUAUCUAAACUUAAAUUUGAAAAAGAAAUAUUAAGUGAUUGCUGUUUUAUUUUUCUGUUUUUAAAUGUUUUGGUUUCGAUGGUCAUUUAUUACCUUGCUAUGGUGUAGAGUUGAUUCACUGUAUACCUUACAAGUAGAUACUAAAUUAUUUUGGAUAUUCAUACAGAACCUCAGCUGUAGUACUGUAAAUUUGUGUUUUCCAAGGUAGAAAGGGAUUGUUUACUGUCUUUUUUUUUUUCAGAAGUCAAAUACUUCAAAGUAAUAAUCCAUGUCAAAUUUAAAUUGUUAUUUGUAUUUAGAAAUAAAUGUUAUCAAUGAAA
Messenger RNA from Pecten maximus, 7098 nucleotides. RefSeq names its product cyclin-dependent kinase-like 1. Gene Ontology annotation, cellular component: nucleus. Lineage: Eukaryota; Metazoa; Mollusca; Bivalvia; Pectinida; Pectinidae. The transcript is spliced from 20 exons. The record is from RefSeq and is a predicted model, not a curated record. Gene Ontology annotation, biological process: protein phosphorylation. Gene Ontology annotation, molecular function: ATP binding; cyclin-dependent protein serine/threonine kinase activity. Bases 640 to 2268 code for a protein of 542 amino acids.